ACCCCUGAUCUGCGACCCUGAAUACCACCUCCUUAUCCCACUUCGAGUCGCCCUUUAAACUUCUCGCUGCCCCGUCUGAUCCGGAUGCGAUCCCGUUGAACACAGUCGCCGCUUGCAUCCCGCAGCAACAUCCAUCCGCGCCGCGCGGCGAUUGCUUCUCCGAAUACCACCGCCCAUCACUGAAUGCGCACCAUUGAAUCAACAGAUUGAUAGCUCAGUUGGCAAUAAGCAACAUCGCCACACCUUACAUCCUCACGAACCUCUCGAGACCAUGGCAUCUACAGCUGCCUCCCCCAACGGCGGGGCUCACGACCAUGUCUUGCGGCCGAGGCCGAGGAAGCCACAACAUUCCCAGUUGGCGAGGACACAGAGCAAUACCUCUGUCGGCGAGAUGAAUGGCCUGACACCUCUAUCAGAGACUGGCCAGACGAGCGGCACUACCAGUGGCCGCUCGACACCAGUCCCUCACGAUGCCCUCCCCUCCGUCAAGAGCAUGUCCUCCGCGAAAAAGCAAGCUCGCGCUGAACAACGACGCCGUAUUUUCCCCACGAUCGAGUUCGCGAGCCGCGUUUCUCACUUCGAUCCCAACUCCGACUACCGGGACUUCCAUGGCUUCUUCAACCUCUUUUGGAUCGGCCUCGCCAUCAUGGCCAUCACCUCCAUGCUGCGUAAUAUCAAGGAUACCGGAUACCCCAUGCGAGUCCAGAUCUGGACUCUCUUUACAAUCAAGAUUUGGCAUUUGGCCAUUGCAGACUUUCUCAUGGUGGCGAGCACGUUGGUGUCACUACCCCUCCACCGGCUGUGGCGCUCUGCCCCCGCCAACGGAGCUCUCACAUGGAAGAACGGAGGCAUGGCUGUUCAAAGUAUCUACCAAGUGUUAUGGCUUGCCUUUUGGAUUGCCAUUCCCUUUGUGCUCGACUGGACGUGGACCGCGCAGGUCUUCCUGUUGCUGCACACCAUGGUCCUGCUCAUGAAGACACACAGCUGGGCCUUUUACAACGGCCACCUCAGCGAAACGGAGAAACGCCUUUACGCCCUUGACAACCCCUCGACCGCCUCAAAGGACCCAGUCUAUCUAUACCCAACACCCGAUAACCCAAUGGGAACUGUGAGCAGCCCCAAGACCCGCGACUUCAAGGCCAAGUCAGAGGCCACGGGCACGUCAGACACAGAUUCGACCUCGGACGAGAUCGAGCAGCUCCGCGAGGACCUGGCCCAGGAGCUUACCUCUCCCAUGGGAAACCUCGCAUACCCUCGCAACCUGACGUGGUCAAACUACUUUGACUACCUCCUAUGCCCCACGCUGUGCUACGAGCUCGAAUAUCCCCGGACAGCCCGCAUCGACUGGCAGAACCUCAUCUCCAAGAUCGUUGCCGUCUUCGGCUGCAUCUCCCUCCUGACCGUCAUCUCCGAGGAGUUUAUCUUGCCCAUCCUCAGCGAUGCCUCCAUCCGUCUGAACACCGUCCCGCCUCCCCCAGUCUCCGAGGCUCUCCUGAUUUUAGCAGAGAGCAUUUCCUGGCUGCUCUUCCCCUUCAUGCUCACCUUCUUGUUGGUCUUCCUCGUUAUCUUCGAGUACGCUCUCGGCGCCUUCGCCGAGAUCACGCACUUUGCCGAUCGCCACUUUUACUCUGACUGGUGGAAUUCAACCGACUGGAUGGAGUUCUCCCGCGAGUGGAACAUCCCCGUCUAUAGCUUCCUGCGCCGCCAUGUGUAUAGCGCCAGUCGUCCAUAUGUCGGCCGCCUCCCGGCCACCGUCAUCACCUUUUUGAUCUCUGCCAUGGGGCAUGAAAUUGUCAUGGCAUGCAUCACGAAGAAGCUUCGCGGCUACGGCUUCAUUUGCCAAAUGCUGCAGCUGCCUAUCGUGGUUUUGCAACGCACGAAGUGGGUGCGAGGCAAGGAGACGCUGAACAAUGUGUGCUUUUGGUGUUCCAUGGUUAUGGGGCUGAGCAUGAUUUGUGCUCUCUACGUCUUGGUCUAAGGCACUUGGGCCGUCGCGAUCCGCACCACGGGUUUUUAUUUUCGAGUCACGUAUGACCACCUCAUCUCCCAUAUGUCGCAUUGCCGAAGAGAUGGAUUGGAUGAGUCUGACUGAAGCUCACUGUAUUAUUAUCAAAGCACAUCUGUAUCAUUAUCCCGCAUCACCCGCGGGGCGGCGUUCCCCAAGACAGACAGACACAAUUAUUUUCCUGGCGUUUUUCUAGAUAGGUCUUAUACCCCCUUAUUUACAUGCCCAACGGGCAAAGAUUACAUUAUGUUCCGGACUGCCAAUAUGGCAGUCAAGCCUCA
This is a messenger RNA of Colletotrichum godetiae, 2286 nucleotides long. Its product is annotated as MBOAT family protein. Gene Ontology annotation, molecular function: ergosterol O-acyltransferase activity. Gene Ontology annotation, cellular component: endoplasmic reticulum membrane. Gene Ontology annotation, biological process: ergosterol metabolic process. The record is from RefSeq and is a predicted model, not a curated record. Bases 272 to 1978 code for a protein of 568 amino acids. NCBI's taxonomy places the organism in Eukaryota, Fungi, Ascomycota, Sordariomycetes, Glomerellales, Glomerellaceae. The transcript is spliced from 3 exons.